Molecule: messenger RNA, 3801 nt
Organism: Gigantopelta aegis
Lineage: Eukaryota; Metazoa; Mollusca; Gastropoda; Neomphalida; Peltospiridae
Product: cyclin-dependent kinase 8-like
Exons: 15
Coding region: 25-1326 (433 amino acids)
Biological process (GO): protein phosphorylation
Cellular component (GO): nucleus; mediator complex
Molecular function (GO): ATP binding; cyclin-dependent protein serine/threonine kinase activity; RNA polymerase II CTD heptapeptide repeat kinase activity
Source: RefSeq, a predicted model, not a curated record
UUGUACAAAUUAACAUGAUUAAACAUGGACUACGAAUUUAAGCUUAAAACGGCCAAUGACAGGGCUAAAGUUGAAGAUUUAUUUGAUUAUGAAGGAUGCAAGGUCGGCAGAGGAACAUAUGGUCAUGUUUACAAAGCUACACGAAAGUCAACUCAGGGAAAGGAGAGUACUGCUAGUAGUGAUGCACGAGAGUAUGCUUUGAAGCAGAUUGAAGGUACAGGAAUCUCUAUGUCAGCAUGUAGAGAAAUUGCAUUGCUCCGUGAGUUAAAACAUUCAAAUGUAAUCAGCCUGCAGAAAGUCUUCUUGUCACAUACAGACCGAAAAGUGUGGCUGCUGUUUGAUUACUCCGAACAUGAUUUGUGGCAUAUUAUUAAGUUCCAUCGAUCAGCGAAGGCAAACAAGAAGACUGUCAAUGUACCAAAGAACAUGGUAAAAUCUCUGCUCUAUCAAAUUCUAGAUGGCAUCCACUACCUACAUGCAAACUGGGUUCUGCACAGAGAUUUGAAACCAGCUAACAUUCUAGUUAUGGGUGAAGGACCAGAAAGAGGACGUGUUAAAAUAGCUGACAUGGGUUUUGCUCGAUUGUUCAACUCACCACUGAAACCCUUGGCUGAUCUUGAUCCUGUUGUUGUAACAUUUUGGUACAGAGCCCCAGAAUUGCUGCUAGGUGCCAGGCAUUAUACAAAAGCAAUAGACAUAUGGGCAAUUGGCUGCAUCUUUGCUGAACUAUUGACCUCAGAGCCAAUUUUCCACUGUCGCCAGGAAGACAUCAAAACCAGUAACCCCUACCACCACGAUCAGCUCGACAGGAUAUUCAAUGUGAUGGGCUUUCCUCAAGAUAAAGACUGGGAAGAUAUACGGAAAAUGCCAGAGCAUCAGCAAUUGAUGAAAGAUUUUAAAAGAUCAACUUAUGUCAAUUGUAAUCUGAAUAAAUAUAUGGAAAAGCACAAAGUAAAAUCAGAUAGUAAAGCAUUUCAUUUGUUACAAAAGUUAUUAACUAUGGAUCCAACCAAACGAAUAACAUCUGAACAGGCAAUGGCAGAUCCAUAUUUCAGAGAAGAGCCACUCCCAUCUCAAGAUGUAUUUGAUGGCAUGCCAAUUCCAUAUCCCAAAAGAGAAUUUAUCACCGAUGAUGAGAACGAUGACAAAUCAGACAGUAAAGCUGGGGAUAAGGUUUCCAAGGUUCAGGUUGGUUCAAAAAUACCCAUGCAGUAUUGCUACAAGGGUGGACAAGGCACAGACCAGUCCUCGGCACACAAUCAACCGCCGGCUAAACGAGUGCGGGUGAUGCCACCGUCGACAACAAGCGGAAACAUGGUAUUUUAAACACACUUUAUUCCGCAUGUUCAAAACAUGCAGGGCUCUCAACAAGGAAUGUCUUUUUCUUCAAACACUCAAACGACAAGUGCAUCCAGCUUCGGACAGCGUUUUUGAUGACAGUGAUAACUUAGCCUCAACUAGUGACUAAUCUUAGCAAAAGCCACAGAGUUAUAGCUUUACAAAAACAUCCUGAUGCAAUAAAACUGCAGUUCCUAUCAUAAAGGUGCUCAUUAAAACCAGCAAGUGUCUGGAAGCAUUUGAAAAGGAAAGUGUAAUAAUUAAUUCUUCUUCUGUGGAUGUGGAUGUGUUUUUCAACAUGCAGAGUGAUGCUUGUGAUUGUUCAAAAUAAACAGUCCAUUGUGUACACAUUUCGGGAAAAUAUGUUAUACAUAGUCGUGAAACUGUAAUUUUAGAAUGCAUAGAAAUGGUAUUGUGAUCAGAAGUGUUUUUGUUACAGUGAUUUGUUUUACACUUUUAAAAGGUUUUAGAAAUGACAGUUUUCUACAUGAAAAACUUUGGAAUUGGGAAUAAAUUUUUAUAAUCAGGAUUGUGUGUCAGAAGCUAUAUAUGCAGUCAUCAAGCCAUCAAGUGGAUUUAAAGAAAAUUCCUCUGCUGCUUUCCAGGUGUUGUCUAAAUAUGGUGGUGUUACCAAUCAUUCUGCUUCCGGUUUUGUGUGUCAAAUAUCUCCAUUUGUGAAAGUGGUAGAGACCGUAAAAUUCCACAGUGGUGAAUUGAAUCAAAACUGUGAUAAAUCAUGAAUUUCAUCCAUUUUAUAAAUACAUUGAGAUCUUUUACAUUUCCUAGAACCAAUAUAUCGUGUAUGUGUUGUAUUCCAUAUUUGCUAGAGCGAUUGACUUUUUGUGCAAUAUAAUUUUGAGAGCCAGUUACAAAAAAGCCUGUUGGCAAAUGGAAUGGAAGAAAGAAGACACUAUCCAGUCUGUUUUCAUUGUUGAAGCUGUGAAAUAUGUUAUUGAUGAAAAGUUCAUUCUGUUGGCAAAUGGAAUGGAAGAAAGAAGACACUAUCCAGUCUGUUUUCAUUGUUGAAGCUGUGAAAUAUGUUAUUGAUGAAAAGUUCAUUCUGUGAAAUUAAUGACUGGAGAUACAUAUUAUAUGUAUAUUAUAAUUAUGAACUGUUAUUAACAUACCUGUACUAACAAAAUUAAUGCUUACAUGAUUGAAUGUGGAAAAUCAAUGUUAAGUUUUACAGAAUUAUUCUUUGCUGGAACAGAGAGUAUCAAAACAGACUUUGUUGUAAAACACUGACGAUUAUUAUGCCAUUCAUCCAAAUACUAAUGCAUGUGUGUUUAUCAUGGUCUGUAAUUAGAGGUAAGUGUAUACACAUGCCAAAAGUAAUGAAAUUUUUUUAAACUGAGAAAAUGGCCUAUUUUAAUAAUAAUUGCAUAUACAGUGAAAUGCCUAUGAACCGGACACCCUCGGGACCAAGUAAAAAGUCUGGCUUUAAGAGGUAUGCGGUUUAGAGAGGUCUCUUCUGCAAAAACGGAUCAUGAAAAACAUCUGGUUUUGAGGGAAUUCCAGUUUACAGAGAGUCCCGUUUUGAGAGGUUUCACUGUAUUAAGAACUGAUUUUACAAUAAUUCUAGCUUUAUUCGCAGCUAAUUGAUCAGUGAGAAUUGAGCGAGAAAUUAACUGUGCUGCAAUGACAUUCUGAACUGAACAGUCCUUGCCCCCCCCCCCCCCUCCUAAUUGGUGCCCCAUGACAGAUAUUGCUCUCCUGAAGUACCUGUUAAGACAUGAAAUAGUUGUAGAUUAAAAUACUAUAUUGCAAUUUGGCAGAAGUAGCCUACGUGGCAACAUCAGUUUUCCUCUCUCACUAUCUGCACCAAAUGUCUAAAUGUUAAGACACUAAAUAGUCGUAGAUUAAAAUCUGCUGAGGUGUCUUUACACAAAUAUUGUUUUUUGUUCCAUGCAUGAAUUGCCUCCCAGUCUUCAUUUCUCAAAACAAAUGGGGCAGGGUCUGACUGUUGGCAGAACUAAUAUUUCUCUUUAUAAACUAUUCAACAAAACUUACUGUCUGUAUUCAGUUUUUUUUUUUCAUAUUGUGCAGGGUCUAGCUGUUGGCAGAACUAAUAUUUCUCCAUAUAAAAUAUUAAACAAAAGUUGCUCCAUAUAUACAAAUUGUUUUAAUAAAACCAUACUUUUUAAAAUGUUAUGAAUGUUCAGUUUUUUCGUUUAGAUCUUUGUGGUUAUAUGAUUUAGAAAUGUAAUAAAGUGUUGAGUGAGACACAUGGGUGAAGGUUAGUGGGAAAGACUGAGUUUACAGAUACAUGUAAUGGAGUCUGCCACCAAUGGUGAAAAUGAUUUCACCUCUUUUCUUUUAAUAUACUUUCAUAUUGAAUUUUCAUACUGUGGGUGCUUAUAACUUGGACUAUUGAGUAUUUUAUGUGUGUAUAUUAUGGAUGUCUUAACUGAAUUCAGUUGUUAUAAAUGUUAAAAAAACAAAUAUAUAUGAUACAAAUAUGAA